AUGGAUGCCUUUAUCGAAUCUUACAACCCAUUUCCAUCAGUUUCACCAGAAAGUGUUCCAUUAGCACACUUUUUGACCUCAUCUCGUAGCAAAAGCUCAGUCUUGAAUGAGGCUGCUGAAUCCGAAGUGAUGUUGGCUUCACGAAACCCGAAGAAGAAGGCCGGGAGGAAGAAGUUUAGAGAGACUCGACACCCAGUUUACCGAGGAGUGAGAAUGAGGGAUAAUGGCAAGUGGGUUUGUGAAUUAAGAGAGCCGAACAAGAACAUGAGGGUGUGGCUGGGGACUCAUCCUACUGCUGUAAUGGCAGCAAGAGCACAUGACGUGGCGGCGUUUGCCUUCAGGGGACGACGGGCGUGUUUGAAUUUUGCUGAUUCUGUGUGGCGGCUGCCGGUCCCGAAGUCUAGCAGUAUAGUAGAUAUACAAAAGGCCGCUGCAGAAGCUGCGGAGGCUUUUAGAUACAUGGAGUCCGAGGAAGAGGUGGAGAUUGUUGAAACGAAGGAGUUACCGGAAAGUCUUUAUUACGUGGAUGAAGAAGAUAUUUUCGAGAUGCCGGAAUUUUUUGUCAGCAUGGCGGAGGGACUGAUGGUAGCGCCUCCGCAGACGGUGGGAUAUAGCAGUUAUGAGGAUGACGUCGAAUUUUUUGUUGACGAGUCUUUAUGGAGCUUCUAG
Messenger RNA from Lactuca saligna, 669 nucleotides. The record is from the annotation of a GenBank genome assembly. NCBI's taxonomy places the organism in Eukaryota, Viridiplantae, Streptophyta, Magnoliopsida, Asterales, Asteraceae.